Messenger RNA from Periophthalmus magnuspinnatus, 1768 nucleotides. RefSeq names its product RAN guanine nucleotide release factor (gene rangrf). The coding region runs from base 103 to 684 and encodes 193 amino acids. Gene Ontology annotation, cellular component: nucleus. Gene Ontology annotation, biological process: regulation of membrane depolarization; regulation of sodium ion transmembrane transporter activity; heart contraction. The record is from RefSeq and is a predicted model, not a curated record. Gene Ontology annotation, molecular function: sodium channel regulator activity; small GTPase binding; transmembrane transporter binding. NCBI's taxonomy places the organism in Eukaryota, Metazoa, Chordata, Actinopteri, Gobiiformes, Gobiidae. The transcript is spliced from 2 exons.
AGAAGACCCUCUUCCGCUCUUUCUCUCUCAACUUGUAUCAAACCGUGAAACAUAGUACAAAAGCCAACAACACUGUACGUUUGGUCUUUCAUUUUGAGGGACAUGGAGACUGUGGAAGCGAACCCUCAUAUCCUUCACCCGCUUUUUGGAGGAGCCCUGUCCGCUGCCAUCCCUCCAAGCUCCACGGACAUCAGCACCUUGAGGGAAAUCCCAGACAACCAGGAAGUGUUCGCCCACGCACACACCGACCAGAGCAUCAUCGUGGAGCUUCUCGAGUACCAGUCCCAGGUGGCAGACCAGGACGCUGCCAGCUACCACUUUGAAGACAUUGCUGGGAGUAACAAAGCUUUGGAGCCGGGUGCUUUUCAAGUCACUAAUGUUGUCCCUCUUCCUAAAUCUGAGCUGUCCCUGUCACAAUGCAGCUCUGGUUGGUUGUUAACAGGGACUCAGUCUGUGUCAAAGUUCAAUGAAGAAGCAAGGAAUACAGUGACCAUUCACCUUGGUCUUUUCCGGCUGCCUCAGUUCUCCACAGAUAUUUUGGUGACAUUCAAUGAUCCACAGAGUAUAAGCCUGAAUAGCAGCAGUGCCAGUUCAGCCGGGAUGUACAGUGAGCCAUGGACUGUUCAGGACUUUCAGAGGUUGCUUCAGUCUCUCACUCUUCAUGAUCCAGGACUGUUUGGGUAAAACACCUCCUACUGUAGUAUCAAGUAUCACUGUCAGUAGUCUGGUCAAUGCAACAUGUUGCAAUAGGUGAAGUCAAUUCUGGCAAAAUAAUAGUGCAAGUCAAAACACAGUUAAAUUAAAAACAUAUGAGCCCAGGCAAUGUUCACAUAAAUAUUUUGAUUUAGAGGUGGAAUGUCUAAUUAGUUAUUGGGAUUUGGCAGUUCUGAAUGGUAAUCAAAAAACAUGUGCUGACUUUUUUGUUGUGCAGAACAUUUUAAAGAGUUCCACCUCUCACAAUGGAAAACUGCUUUCUUUAAUGAGUGUCACAUGUCUGUCAGAUCAGCUGGUCAGUCUAUUAAACAUCUUGUAGUAACAUAUUUCAUUAGUCUCAUGUGGAAAAAUAUCUGUGGCUUCAUUUAAAGGUAAUGUGUAUAAGCGUUAAGCAUAAUUCAAGCUUUUUCUAAGAGACAGAUUUAUAUGAUGGAAAAUGACCCUUAUGCCUUUUACUUUGAUGUUAAAAAUAAUGAAACAGAUGAUUACGGUAACUCAAAGUACAUACUGUGACUGGUGUUUUGUCCAGAUUUUCUGUAUUAAGACUAUGAAUGCAGGUAGGUCUUACAUAACAAAUUAGAGGAAGCAAUCUGUCUGGCUGAGCCACAUCAAACCCGCUUCUUCUGCUGUAAUCACACUGGUGGUUUAGCAUCUCAUAAAGUUAGGCAUUUAUUCCUGUUAGUAAUGGCUAAUGUUCUGAGCUAUCCUGAGCACACAAAACAACAAUGGCUGCAGUUACAUCUGCACAAAAUCUGUUUAUUAUCAGAUGUCUUGAGUUAAAAUGGCAUGUUAAACAGCAAAUCAUCUGGAUUCUUUCUGAUCAUAGUCCUUUUGAUUACACACAUCAGAUUGGCAGUUUGCAUGUCAUUUAAAUAAUCUUAAAGGUCCAGACAUUAGAUGAUAAUCAGUUUGGUGUGCAUGUAAACAAAGCCAAUAACUCAAUAAACAAACACAUCAUAGCUUCUGUUAACAUAUCCAGCCCUUGCAAAUACAUGGUUAGUACAUAUUCUGUCAGAACAGUUGAUACAUCAAACAUAAAAAUUAUUUACAUGUG